CAACCCGAACCGAAUUACACACUCGGGUCUGGACCCUGUGAUGUGUAUCAUAUUCAUGGGUAUUCGGUUCUUGAGCAAGCGAGUGUUGUGACUUCUGAGCUUCAGCACGUUUCGCACAAUGCGCGCCCUAGCAGCUCAAUUCUCUAAUUAUUUAUGUAGAAGAAGAACUGGGGUCAAUCUGCGACCUCGUAAUUUUUCAUCAAAUAAUGUCAAAGAUGAGCUAUCCAUUGAGGAUGAAGCUGAGAGAAAAGUUGGGUGGCUAUUAAAGACACUAUUUUUUGGGACCGCAAUUGUGGCAGGAUACCAGUUCUUUCCUUACAUGGGAGAGAAUUUGAUGCAGCAGUCUGUAUCGCUUUUACGUGUCAAAGAUCCCUUGUUUAAAAGGAUGGGAGCUUCUAGAUUGGCUCGUUUUGCAAUGGAUGAUGAAAGAAGGAUGAAGAUACUUGAGAUGGGUGGAGUUGAUGGGCUCUUAAAUAUGUUAAGCACGGCUAAAGAUGACCGCACACGGAAAACAGCGUUGAAUGCUCUUGAUGCACUGUCACACUCAGAUGAAGUUCUUGCAUCCUUGCAUCGUGCUGGGGCCAUUUCAAUUAUUAGGUCUGCACCAAAUUCACUUGAGGAUGCAGAUGUCGAGAGAUUCAAGUUGAGCUUGAUGAAAAGGUUCCAGGAUCAGAGGUAUGAUGUGUCAUCAUGACUUUUACUUGAGGUUCUUGCCUGUGUUUUUGGGGGGUUGGUUUGGAGCAUAUAAAAAUCAGGAUAUGAGACAGUAAGCUGGCCAGUGUGAGGAAGACUGGAAAUUGCUGUGUAUCUUUUGACUAAAUCUAAUAGGAGAUUAUAGCUCAACUACUAUUUUGGUUUUUUUCAUUUCGCAUGUGCAAUUUGCUGCUCAUUGCUGGAAUCAUUUACUUGUCUUGUAUGUGGUCUGGACUCUGGAGGAAGGUUGUGGUUCUUUGGUUGCCUUCCUAAUGCUUCAUGUGUUUUCAACAAGCUCUGCCAGGGGUUAACUUGGGAAAAUUUAAGGUUGGAUUAAUU
Molecule: messenger RNA, 1032 nt
Organism: Gastrolobium bilobum
Lineage: Eukaryota; Viridiplantae; Streptophyta; Magnoliopsida; Fabales; Fabaceae
Exons: 6
Coding region: 119-694 (191 amino acids)
Source: RefSeq, a predicted model, not a curated record